Molecule: messenger RNA, 3516 nt
Organism: Notothenia coriiceps (black rockcod)
Lineage: Eukaryota; Metazoa; Chordata; Actinopteri; Perciformes; Nototheniidae
Gene: qki2
Product: QKI, KH domain containing, RNA binding 2
Exons: 9
Coding region: 474-1523 (349 amino acids)
Biological process (GO): regulation of mRNA splicing, via spliceosome
Cellular component (GO): nucleus
Molecular function (GO): mRNA binding
Source: RefSeq, a predicted model, not a curated record
AACCCACUCGUGCUGCUGCUAUACUGUACUGUAAUCAUAUGAUAGGGAGUCGAUCCCCGCUGCAGAAUACCGACACACCGGGCGGACACCAGCAAAGCAGCCGGGGCGGAGGACACCACACGAGAGCAAGUUUUUAUUUUUAAGAAGUGCGUGGAGUCAGUUAGCGUGUCGCCACAAGUGCCAAAAAAAGAGCCAAACUCCCUCUACAAAAAGGAACUUUUUCAAACUCUGGACAGAGAGUCGGCACUGGGGGGAAGAAGAGAGGGCAUACAGAAGAAACGUUAUCCGCAGGACACUCUUUUUCACCGGGACUGAUAUUUGAGUUUACUCCGCUAUCAGAGCGGCGGUCAGCGGGUCGCGGCCGGUGGAAACCCCUGGGGUAUUCGCAUCGCUUGUCAGGGCGUGUGCGUUGUUUUUUGAAAAUAUCCACCACCAGUUUUUCAUUUAGACACUUUAUUGUAGAAGCUAAAGCCAUGGUUGGGGAAACAGAGGUGAAGGAGAGACCCAAGUCCAACCCGGACUACCUAAUGCAGCUGAUGAACGACAGGAAGGUGAUGAGCUCCCUGCCCAACUUCAGCGGCAUCUUCUCGCAUCUGGAGCGGCUGCUGGAUGAAGAGAUCGGCAGGGUACGCAAGGACAUGUACAACGACACAGUGAACGGUGGCAUGUUCAACGGGCGGGACAUGGAGGAGCUUCCCGAAGCUGUUGGCCCCGUGGCUCAGCUCCAGGAGAAGCUCUACGUGCCUGUCAAAGAGUACCCAGACUUUAACUUUGUAGGGAGGAUCCUGGGCCCACGUGGACUGACGGCAAAACAACUGGAAGCAGAGACCGGCUGCAAGAUAAUGGUGCGAGGCAAGGGCUCCAUGAGAGACAAGAAGAAGGAGGAGAUGAACCGAGGGAAGCCCAACUGGGAGCACCUCAGCGAAGAUCUCCACGUCCUGAUCACAGUGGAGGACACACACAACCGGGCCAAGAUCAAACUCCAGCGGGCUAUCAACGAGGUCAAGAAACUUCUCGUGCCAGCUGCUGAGGGGGAGGACAACCUGAAGAAAAUGCAGUUGAUGGAGCUGGCCAUUCUCAAUGGGACCUACAGAGACGCCAAUGUCAAGAUGUCCUGCGCUGGCUUCCCUAUGGGGACACCUCAGGCGCCUCGGCUCAUCACAGGUCCGACGUCGUGCCUGCCUCCCUCAAUGCGCAACUCCGCCCAACUCCCCACGCAGACCAUGUUGCCUCUGAUUCGUCAGAUCCAGAGUUCCGCCCUCAUGCAGGGAGCCAAUCCACACCAGGCGCUGGUGCAGCAAGGGCCUGAAUCUGGAAUCAUCUACGCGCCCUACGACUAUCCCUACACACUUACGCCAUCCAUAUUGGAAUACCCGAUUGACUCAACUGGAGUUUUAGUCCCUUCUUCCUGUGUUUUCGCAGCAGGUGCCAUGACCACUAAGGUACGACGCCACGACAAGAGAAUCCAUCCUUACCAAAGGGUAGUGACCCCAGACAGAGCUGCCACGGCAACUAACCCAUGACCCCUUGACCUUCUGACCUUUCCGCCCACUGAUGACCCACCCAUCUCCGCCUGCUGGCGUGCUCAUUGGCCCACGGCCCCGUCACUCCCCAAGCUCAGCCAACCAGACCAGCACAUUGGGAACAACCCGUCUGCUUCUGUCUAAUCAGCCAACCAGACGACAGCGAUCAUGGGAAUAAACCUCAGGACCCCGCCCACCACCAAGUCCUAACCCAAACUUUACCAAACGUGCCUUCCUUCCCAAAGUCCAAAGCCAGUCGGAGAAUGUUUUAUAACCAGUCGAAAUCCCAAUCUGUAACAGCUGCUGCCAUGCAUAACAAGUAGACUUUACUGGGGAUGGGCUCCUAAACCCAGCUGCCCUGCCCACAGCCCAUGUGAUGCAAUAAUAAUGACUCUAUUAAUAUCAUGGUAACUAUACUGAUGAUAAUGGUACUUAUCCAGCACAGAAACCCUCCACAACACUAAAACAAAGAAGGAUAUGUUGGUAUUCACAAGCUUCUUUUCUCCUCUUAUUUAAAGGAAAAUCGACCAAAUGAUCAUUUGUAUAUUAAAUUCUCACCCCAUGAGACAUAUAUCUGCGAAGAAAACGUAGUUUUUAUCGCACGACUACAUGGUGAACAAAGAAUCGAAAAACUGUUGAUAAUUUAAAAAUUGUCUUAAUGUUUUGAUUCUCUUUUCACCGUGGUGGAAUGCAGUAAGACAAAGUUUUCCUCAAGAAUUCAAGGGGAAAACUGGGUGAGUAUUUGACAUGCUACUGGCAAUUUUGAGUGGAAGAACUAAUUAUUGUUUUCCGCACACUUUUUAAAGGGAAUAAUGAGAUACAUUAAUUGUUUACAGAUUAUAAUUGGCUUUUACAUGUUGAUAUGUAUACACACUUUCUCUUGAGUGGUAAAACAAACAAUGUAUUUAAAUUGUUACUUUUCUUCUCGUAUUAUUUUGUGCGUUAAUUCCUUAAAAGAUGAGUGAUUUUAAAUGUUUCCUUUGGAAAAUAAGACAAAAAAGCCAUCGCUAAAGUAAGGUAAACAUUUUCAAGGUAAAAAAAACCUGUGAUCAGAGAAGGAAUCCAAAAUGCCAAAGUAUCUUUUUGAGCUUUUUCUAAAUAAGUAAAUAAUCUCAAUACUGACUCAACAUAUGCAGUAUAAAUGCAAUGUCUGUACUACAGUACGGACACACACACAGAGGGAAGGUUGCACUUCUUAUUUCUAAACAGAGGACUUACACAGCGAUGCCUUUUUCACACUACAGUAUUGUACGAGCUUGAACAACAGUACCUUUAUUUAUUUGAGAGCCAUGGAACAAUGUUACACCUAAAUCUUUCCCUGCAUUGUGGGUUUGUGCCCAGCAUGAAAUUCUGUCCUUUGGGUUUAUGCUGAUUAUUUGUCAUUAUCUACAUUUUAUGGCCCACAUCCUCUUCUCAAUUCAGAUGUUAGUGCCAAAAAAAGUGGCUCAUUUGAAUCGGAAGUGCAAUGCGGUAUUGAAGCAGCAGCUACGAUGUUUGAAAUGUUUAUGUGUGAGGUUUGGAUACCUCCGGAGAGCAGUGUUAUAUUCUAUGUUUUUGUUUGUUUGUGUUUUUGAUUGUUUUUGUCCAUAUUUCAGCAUGUGUAUCCACUUUUUCAGAAGGUGUGCUACGGUUACACACACGCAAACCAACUGAUGCCUUGACAUACAAAAAAAAGAAGAAAUCAUGGAGCCGUAACAUUUGUAACAAGUUUAUAAUGUAUUUUUAUAUUCUAUUUUGUACGUGAGCAUAACAUUAAAUGACCUUUUCAGAUACAAAACAUCAUGCCUUAUUACGGAGAGUAAUUUGAUGAAUUUAACGAUCCUUCAUGUGUCAAUAUUAGUAACCAAUGUCCUAAUAUACUGGAAUCUCUGAUGUCCUCUGUACGAUGAGCCUUUGAGAUCCUUACUUGCCUUCUGUGCCUUUUGUAGACUAUAAGUGUGACAUUAACAGUGUAGAACAACAUUAAUCUACUCUUCAGUGACAAGUGUAGGUU